CGUAUCAGAAGUUUGCUUUGCACUGUGGGAACACCUAGUUCCUGUCACAGCAACCCGGCUGUGACGACUAUAAAAAAGCCGGCCGGCUUCACUUCCACUGACUCUGAGUGUGUGUGAGUGUGUGUGUGUGAGUGAGUGUGUGUGUGUGUGAGAGAGAGAGUGUGAGUUCUUAUAUUAACAUGGCCAAAAGAAAGGCUCAGGAUCUUGGGGGUACGCAAGAAAACAGUUCCACAGUAACAAAGGACCAGAAUGGAGGAAAAGUUCAGUUAAAGAAGAAGGUCACGCUGCUGCGUGGGAUCUCCAUCAUCAUAGGAACCAUCAUUGGUGCUGGAAUCUUCAUCUCACCCAAAGGCAUCCUACAGAACUCGGGCAGCGUAGGAAUGUCCCUGGUGAUAUGGGUGGCUUGUGGGAUUCUGUCGUUAUUUGGUGCUCUGUCCUAUGCUGAGUUGGGAACCUGCAUUAAGAAGUCCGGUGGUCACUAUACCUACGUUCUGGAGGCGUUCGGCCCGCAGAUGGCUUUCAUACGAUUAUGGGUGGACAUCAUUGCUAUACGGCCUGCAGGAAUGGCUGUGAUUUCUCUGGCGUUUGGCCGAUAUGUUUUGGAGCCGAUUUUUAUGCCGUGUGGCGUGCCUGAGUUCGGAAUCAAGCUCGCUACAGCAAUUGGACUCACUACAGUCAUGUAUAUUAACAGUAUGAGUGUGAGCUGGACAGCCAGGCUGCAGAUCUUCCUCACGUUCAGUAAACUUCUCGCCAUGGCCAUCAUCAUCGUCCCCGGACUCUAUCAGCUGUUCAGAGGCGAGACCAAAAACUUCCAGAACGCAUUUCAGGUGGACUCGGUGAAGCUGUCUGGCCUUCCCCUGGCCUUCUACUCAGGGAUGUAUGCUUACGCCGGCUGGUUUUACUUGAAUUUUGUCACAGAAGAGGUGGAUCGUCCAGAGAGAACCGUCCCAUUGGCCAUUUGCAUCUCCAUGGUGAUUGUAACCGUGUGCUACACGCUGACUAACGUUGCAUAUUACACUGUGAUGUCAGCGGAGGAGCUGCUUGCCUCAAGUGCCGUCGCUGUGGCCUUUGCUGAGAAACUUUAUGGGAAUUUCUCCAUCGCGGUUCCCAUCUUCGUGGCUCUUUCUUGCUUUGGUUCUAUGAAUGGAUGCAUUUUUGCCAUCUCCAGAAUGUUUUACGUGGCGUCUCGAGAAGGUCAACUUCCUGAAGUUCUGUCUAUGGUUCACGUCCGCCGUCACACUCCGGUAGCUGCUGUAAUUGUUCUGUACCCCCUCACCAUGCUCCUCCUGUUCGCCGGAGACAUCUACAGCCUGCUGAACUUUAUGAGCUUCCUGCGCUGGCUCUUCAUCGGGCUGGCCGUGGUCGGACUCAUCUACAUGCGUUACACGCGACCCCAAAUGCCACGUCCUUUCAAGGUCCCAAUCUUCAUCCCAGCAGUUUUCUCCUUCACCUGCUUCUUCAUGGUCUUCCUCUCGCUCUACUCCGAUCCAGUCAACACAGGGAUUGGAUUUGCCAUCAUGCUCACGGGAAUACCGGCCUACUACGUCUUCAUCGUUUUCGACAGAAAACCCAAGUGGUUCCAAAAACUCUCAGACUCUAUGAACAGAUCCUUACAAAUCCUCUUGGAGGUGGUCCCUGCCGAGAACUGACCUUUCCAGACACCGCUCUUGCAUCACUCGGUCUUUCAUUUUGUCUCUCUUAUAGAACAUGCUCCCUUCAUCCUGCUCUCAUUUUCAUUCCUCUUUUAUGUUUUAUAGAAAACACUCCCCCGAGUGACCGCUUCUCAAUCCAUCACUCCACAAGGGAGGAAUGAGAGAGACCUUUCAGUGUUCAUGCAAGAAAAAAACGUUCGCUCUCUCAGUCCUCGCUAUGCAGUCGUAUACAAUACAUUUCACUUUUUAGCUGUGCUGUCGAUUAUUUCAUGGUCAUUUUGGAAUAUCAAAUCUUUGAGUGACUAUCAGAGAAGAGAGAAUAUUCAAUAAGUAAAUGUUCAAUUAGUAUUGGUCAGGUUGUAAGAAACAAUGCUAUUAUAAUGUUUCUCACAGAAUAUUCUCAGACAAAAACAAAAUAAUAUGCAAAAAUCUGUGAUAAAUGUAACAUCAGUUAAACAUGUUAAAAUUCCUACUAAAAACAUUCCAACCGUGUUCUCAGAACACACAGAAAGUUUUAUUUUUUUGAACCACAACAUUAAUGUAAACUUGUUGGCUUGGUGUUAGCAUGUUUGCCAUGUGCGCUUGAUUUGGGUUGGUACAUUUUUAGAAAAAAAAAAGGGGGGCUCCUCGGGGGUUUUUCGGAUAGUUAAGAGUUCAAGCUUUCUCAGGAGGUUCUACACGGAACGUUUCAUAAAAGGGUAAAUUUCUGUUGUAGGAUUAUACCUAGAACUUUUAAGGGCUAACUUUUCUGGAUUCUCCCAAAAGGACAACCUGAAGAAUCCUUUAGUGUACUAGCGUGACCUUUUCUUUUUGUAACUAGAGUGUAUGUUAAGCUAUGUUGAGGGAAAAGAAGGUUCCACAAAGAAUUGCUUUCUUAAGACAUUGUAUUUGGAACCUUUUCUGAAAGAUAAAUCGCCCCCUAUACAGAAGAUUUAGUUGAAUUGUCUCUAAUACUUUAUAGUAUACUGUUCAGAAAUGGCUCUAAUUAAUCGAAUUAAACUUGUUACAUAUGACAGACUCAUACGCUGACUAAAGACAGUAGCAUGCUGCUUGCACUAGUAGCUCCGAUGGACAUAAUUGUGGAGAAAAUGAUUGAACUCUGAUGUCCUGUGGUGAAAAGCUGAACUUGACUAUUUUCUAACAUGGCCAUGAUGAAUUGGUAAUUAGUCCGAAAAAAAAACCCAAAAAAAACAAAACAUGGUUGCUAGCUUCAGUUGUGUGUCUGCUAAGUUGAAAUGAGAAACGCUAAGUCUCAUUCUCUAUUUUUUCAGCUGUGCUAGCAGUCUGAUUGUAUCAUAACCAUCCAUCUUUGACUUCCCGGCAGUUAUCCUGGCUCUCCAGAGCUAUUUAAGUGUUUUAUACCUCAUAAAGCAAUUCCACAUGGCCAUUGUGAGAACUACUGUAGAUCAGGUCAAAUUUUGACGUAUUUCUUUUUGUACUGGUUUUAGAGGUUGGGGAAUGUGGGCUGUACUGUAUUUCUUGAAGUCAUCUGAUAUUACGGAUAGAACAGUGUUUGUAGCUAAGAGUUCAUAUACGUUGCGUUUGUUCAUUUUUGUGUUUCAAAUUAAAAUUCCGGACAUAAGCAACAAGGAUAUAUUUAUUUUUACCUUUUUUAUUCUUUCGUUAGCAUGCAGUAAAAUAAGAAAUCUUUUUUUUUAUUUUGUUUUAAAUAUAAAUAUUUUGAGUUGUUUCUACUCGUUUCACCAAAUAAAGUCUAGAAAUCAAAUAUUCAUUCCGAAUCUGGAAAAAAACCCGCUAACUGCAGUACAUGAUAGUGUGAACAGAGUCGACCUGGAAGUACAAGUCAGCUACUGUAUACGCUAUUCUCCGGUUGAGAUGGGUACACUGGAACCUUAUUCUAUUACCAUAAAAAAAAAAAAAAUUACAAAUGAGAUUUUCAGCGACAACAGUUAAUAUGGUCAAGAUCACAAAUUUGCUUUAAUAGUUUAAUAGUUUUAAAAGUUUAAUAGUGACGAAAAUUGUGCAACAUCUUGAAUAUUGAAUAGCUUUGUUUGUUUUAGAAUUGUGAAACUUUCUGCUUAUUUCCAGUUAAAAAAAAAAAAAAGAUCCCAGAUUUUCAGUAUGGUCUCAGACUUUUGGACUCCAAUGUAAUUUAUUUGAAAUAAAUUUGGGGUUCUUCUUAAAAUUUCUUACAUUUUUAGCAUAAAUUCACAAAAUCCUGCUGAUUUUUUUUUAGCCACCAUUUCUGUCCUCCUUUACCAUCACCAUCUUGCUAUUCUUAAAAAAAGCAAGUAAUGGUCCAGAUUAGCAGUACAUCAGGGACUAACGGUGAUCUUUAAUUGCAGUAAUCGCUGAUACAUGACAGUCAUUCGAGAUUGUUUAUUAACUUUAACCGCAGAAUGAAACUGAAAUGAUGAACAACAAGCAGAUUUGAAACUGAUUUGAACAUCGUAUUUGCAUAUAUUUUCUAUUUUUCGACAUGAAAAACGAAUGAACGCAACUACAUGAGCUUCUCAGCCACUCAAGAACAGUUGGAUUUAAGUGUAACUGUAACUAUUACUUGUGAAUGAAUGUGGUUUACAAUGCACUUCUAUUGAGAAGUGAAUGGAAAGCUGUAUUAAAAGUAUUUUAAUAUCUAGAAUUUUGUAUACAAAGUGUAAAAUGUAUGUUGGAUUAGUUACUGCUGUAUGAAGUUACACACUGCUGAAUUAUUUUUGCAGAAAUGAUGAAGUGGUACAAUGCACUCGAUACUUACUAUGUUAACACUAUUGCUUUAAAUGGCUUGGUGGAGCUCUACUUACUUAGUAUUUCUAUUAAUAAUACCAUUUGUACAUUUGUAUUUUCACACACUUGAUGUGUAUUUUUGUUUAUUUAAAAAAAAUGAAUCUUGUUUUUAUGUCACAUUUUUGUGAAGGCAAAUUACUCUGUACAGACUCGUAGAUUUGUAUCCAAGCACAUUUUUUUUGUAAUAUUCUACUGCAGGUUUGACAGGAAAUCAAUAUCUUUGAGACACAACACAGUGAUCUGGAUUAAAAUACUGCACAUGUUCUCCAGUGGAGUUUGAUAAAAAGCAAUGAUGUAAGGCUAGUGAAAGUGUUGCAUCCAGUAAGUGUGUACAAAAUAUAUUUAAUAAUAACAAAAGUGUUUUAUUUGUCGAAAUGGAUUUUUUAAACAUUUUGUUUUUGCUAAUCUUACACAUAUAUGUGUUUUCUUCUGUACGCACAUGCUCUAUAGUUUAUAACAUGAAUAAAUAAAAUUAUUUAAAUUUGUCGUGCUAACAGAUCAUU
This is a messenger RNA of Pangasianodon hypophthalmus (striped catfish), 4900 nucleotides long. RefSeq names its product solute carrier family 7 member 11 (gene slc7a11). Gene Ontology annotation, molecular function: L-amino acid transmembrane transporter activity. Lineage: Eukaryota; Metazoa; Chordata; Actinopteri; Siluriformes; Pangasiidae. Gene Ontology annotation, cellular component: membrane. The record is from RefSeq and is a predicted model, not a curated record. Bases 180 to 1649 code for a protein of 489 amino acids. The transcript is spliced from 12 exons. Gene Ontology annotation, biological process: amino acid transmembrane transport.